This is a messenger RNA of Aedes albopictus (Asian tiger mosquito), 908 nucleotides long. It is a transcript of the gene Vps60, whose product is annotated as charged multivesicular body protein 5. Gene Ontology annotation, biological process: vesicle budding from membrane; late endosome to vacuole transport via multivesicular body sorting pathway. The record is from RefSeq and is a predicted model, not a curated record. NCBI's taxonomy places the organism in Eukaryota, Metazoa, Arthropoda, Insecta, Diptera, Culicidae. Gene Ontology annotation, cellular component: multivesicular body. The transcript has 3 exons. The coding region runs from base 92 to 769 and encodes 225 amino acids.
CGUUUUUGUGACUAGUGAAAGUAAACACCUUUUUUCGUCCUGCAAGAGAAAAAAUCUUUUUCCUUCUAAACUUUGUAGGAAUUGUGCAAAAAUGAACCGCUUGUUUGGUAAAUCGAAGCCCAAAGAACCCGGACCUAGCAUCGAUGACUGCAUCAAGGGGGUUGACUCCCGCGCGGAAACCAUAGACACGAAAAUCCGCACCCUCGAUGCCGAGCUGCGCAAAUACAAGGAUCAGAUGGCCAAGAUGCGGGAGGGUCCGGCCAAGAACGCCGUCAAGCAGAAAGCGAUGCGAGUGCUCAAACAACGGAAACAGUAUGAAAACCAGGUGGAAAAUCUGAGGAACCAGUCGUUCAACAUGGAGCAAGCGAACUUUGCUGCCCAAACUCUGAAGGAUACGCACGCCACUGUGGCCGCAAUGAAAGACGGCAUGAAGUCGAUGAAAAAGGAGUUCAAGAAGAUCAACAUCGAGGAGAUCGAAGACAUUCAGGAUGAUAUGGCUGACAUGCUGGAGCAGGCCGAUGAGGUCCAAGAGGCGAUGGGACGCAGUUAUGGAAUGCCGGAGAUUGACGACGACGAUCUGCAGGCGGAGCUGGAUGCCUUGGGCGAUGAGAUUGCUCUGGAUGACGAUACUAGCUAUUUGGAUGAUGUGGUGAAAGCUCCAGCUGCUCCGGACAAGGAACCAGGGGCGGACAGUGUUACCAAUAAGGAUGGCAUUCUGGUCGAUGAAUUCGGUUUGCCUCAGAUCCCGACCCAAGUGAAAAGCACCUAAAGUGGAUGUGUGUGAGUGAACUAAGUCAUUCUGGCGGUUAUUUUGUUUUAUUUUACUAAUUAAGGCUUACUAUAUCUGUGAAAGCUUUUUUGCACGACCGAAGAUACAUAAUACGUUUAAAAAUAACUAUUCACCCUAA